Molecule: messenger RNA, 759 nt
Organism: Phaethon lepturus (White-tailed tropicbird)
Lineage: Eukaryota; Metazoa; Chordata; Aves; Phaethontiformes; Phaethontidae
Gene: PYCR3
Product: pyrroline-5-carboxylate reductase-like
Exons: 5
Biological process (GO): L-proline biosynthetic process
Molecular function (GO): pyrroline-5-carboxylate reductase activity
Source: RefSeq, a predicted model, not a curated record
CACGCCGGUCCCUGUAUUCCCCAAGGGAAGGUGCCAGCCAGCAGCAUCCUGGCCAGCGCUCCCUCGGACAAAAACCUGGAUGCCUGGCGGGAAUCGGGCUGCCGGACCACGCACUGCAACCUGGAGGUGCUGCAGGAGAGCACCCUGGUCUUCCUGGCCACCAAACCCCACAUCCUGCCAGGCGUCCUGCAGGAGAUCCGUCCUGCCGUGGGACCCCACCACAUCAUUGUCUCGCUGGCGGCCGGUGUCACCCUCCAGACACUGCAGCGGCUUCUCCCUGCCAGGACCAAGGUGCUGCGGCUCAUGCCCACCCUGCCGUGCGUGGUACAGGCAGGGGCGAUGGUCUUCGCCCGGGGCAGCAGUGCCGGGGAUGGGGAAGCCGCCCUGCUGAAGAGCCUGCUGUCCUCCUGCGGGCUCUGUGAGGAGGUCCCCGAAUCCCACAUCAACAUCCACACCGGACUCAGCGGCAGUGGGGUGGCCUACGUCUACCUGUUUGCCGAAGCCUUGGCCGAAGGAGCGGUGAAGAUGGGCAUGCCGGGUGGCUUAGCCAGCAGGAUCGCAGCUCAGACGCUGCUGGGUGCAGCGAAGAUGAUGCUGGAGACGGGGGAGCACCCGGCGAAGCUGCGGGGGGAUGUCUGCACGCCCGGGGGUACCACCAUCCACGGGCUACACCAGCUGGAGAAGGGCGCACUGCGGGCCACCGUCAUGAACGCUGUGGAGGCGGCCACCAACCGGGCAUGCGACAUGGCUGAGGACUAG